UCGUUCAUUCCAAACAAUCCCAAAAGUUGGGAAAAGAAGAGAGAAAAUGUUCGGGUGGGGCAAACAAAUAUAGUGAGAAAGGCAACUACUCCGUACAACACAAAAUUUGUUUUCUAUUUUCUGGUCUACUUCUGUGACAAUUGGAACAACAACGAGCUUAGAGUCAGGACUCAGAAGUCAGCAAAAAAAUCAGCAGUAUUCAACCUUCCUACCCAACUGUAAAAAGGGUGUAGAAAUUCAGAUAAUUAAGUCAACCAUUGCUUAAUUAGAAGCUCAAUAUACUAUUGAGUGAUUGAAAUAAGGUAAAAAGUGGAUAGUGUGUAUCAGACAGAAAUUAUGCAACAUUUACUUGGUCAUUGGAGAUAAUAUACACUCCAGCGUUUGGAUGUUUCAUGCUUGAGAAUUGGGGGAGUCCGGUGACAUGUCUACUGAUAAUGGUACACCAAAUUCUAUCAGGCAUGAUACUGGAAAUUCUGCUUCAUGGGGUUUGAAAGGAGAUGGCAGUUUUAAAAAUCCCGAGGAACAAAAGGAACUUUCUGGGCAAGCCAGGACACAAGAACAUGAGAUAUCUUUUCUUAGGGGGGAAGUUACUCAAGCCCAUAUCAAGGAGAUGCAGCUGCUGAAUGAGAAGUAUGCUCUGGAGAGGAAGUUUUCUGAUUUGCGUAUGGCUAUGGAUGAGAAGCAAAAGGAAUCGAUAACGUCAGCCUUGAACGAAUUGGCUCACAGAAAAGCUGACCUCGAUGAGAAUGUAAGACUAACCAAUGAUUUGAAGGAUGCAGAAGAACAGAGAUAUAUUUUUAUGACAUCUUUGGUUGGAUUAUUAGCUGAAUUUGGCACAUGGCCAGGCGUCACAAAUGCUGCAUCCCUUUGCAUGAAUCUGAAGCACCUGUAUGAUAAACUGCACCUGAAUCUAGAAGAAAAAACAAGGGAGUUGAGGAUUCUUUCUCGUGACCAAUAUCAUAAGGGCAGUUCUCUAGCCAGCAGUGUAGAUGUUCUGUCUCCUAGCCGGCGUGUGAGAGAAAAUUCAACAGCAACUAAUCAUGUGUGGCGUGAAGUGAAUACUGGUACUGGGGUGUUGCUACCCGAAGAAGAGGGUCCUGGAAUAGAAGGUUUCCAAAUAACAGGUGAGGCUAAACCAGGAUUCAAGCUUCUUGGGUGUGGUUAUCCUGUACGAGGCACUUCUCUUUGCAUGUUUCAGUGGGUUCGUCAUCUCCAAGAUGGGACCAGACACUACAUUGAAGGUGCUACGAACCCAGAGUAUGUUGUUACAGCUGAUGAUGUUGACAAAAGUAUUGCUGUUGAGUGCAUCCCGAUGGAUGAGAAUGGCCGUCAGGGUGAACUAGUAAGACGCUUUGCCAAUGACCAGAACAAGAUAACAUGUGACCCAGAUAUGCAAGCAGAGAUUGACUCAUAUAUUUCUACAGGCCAAGCCGAUUUCAGUGUUUUAGUUCUGUUGGACUCGUUUGAAAACUGGGGAGCAGCAACUUUUAGUUUACGGCGUUCAGGCUUUCAAGUGAGGAUCAAUAAGACAGGAAAUGUUCAAAUUGCUGAGAAAUUCUCAGAGAACUUGUCGAUCAAGAUUCCUGGUGGAUUAUCAACACAAUUUGUUCUAACAUGUUCGGAUUUAACUUCACACCCUUUUAGCACAUACAAUGAUGUUCGAACGCGUGAUACUCUUGUGUUGACAAUAAGAAUGUUCCAGAGCAAGGCUCUGGAUGAUCGAAGGAAAGGGAAAGGACAUUUAUAAGUAUUUCUAUAUGAAACUGUACAAGCGAGGAUUACAGCAGUUUGGGACGCAUCAAUCAACUAUUAUGUUUUCUUGGUUGAAAUUUUGUAUUGUAAGUUAAAAUUUUGCAAUUAACUGAUGAUUUUUCUUACAUUUACAAAGAAGCAUAUAAUAUCAAUGAUUUCCUUCGUUCAUUCUUUUUCAAAAAAAAAAAGUCAGGAAAAACAAAAUGUGUACUUACAUUUAUACCAGAUUAAUGCUCUCUCAAAACUGUUAUUCUUACCAUGUUUAAAACUGUUGUAUUUUAUUUUAUGUUGAUGUUUUUAAAUACAGCCCUCUUGUUCCCUUCU
Spinacia oleracea (spinach) is the source of this 2076-nucleotide messenger RNA. RefSeq lists its product as uncharacterized. NCBI's taxonomy places the organism in Eukaryota, Viridiplantae, Streptophyta, Magnoliopsida, Caryophyllales, Amaranthaceae. Gene Ontology annotation, cellular component: plasma membrane. Bases 422 to 1747 code for a protein of 441 amino acids. The record is from RefSeq and is a predicted model, not a curated record. The transcript is spliced from 20 exons.